Messenger RNA from Penicillium samsonianum, 1677 nucleotides. Its product is annotated as glycoside hydrolase family 18 protein. NCBI's taxonomy places the organism in Eukaryota, Fungi, Ascomycota, Eurotiomycetes, Eurotiales, Aspergillaceae. The transcript is spliced from 5 exons. Gene Ontology annotation, cellular component: extracellular region. The record is from RefSeq and is a predicted model, not a curated record. Bases 1 to 1677 code for a protein of 558 amino acids. Gene Ontology annotation, molecular function: chitinase activity. Gene Ontology annotation, biological process: carbohydrate metabolic process.
AUGCAUCGGUAUCAGGGCCUCCUUCCUUGGUCUAUUUUGCUGGCUUCACUUGGAGGAGCAGAGGCGAAGCUGGACUUGAACUCGACCAGCAACAUCGUUGUUUAUUGGGGUCAAAACUCUUUCAAUGGAAAGGGGGACAAACUACAGCAGCCUCUGGCACACUACUGCGAUAAUGAUGACAUUGAUGUGAUACCAAUUGCCUUCAACAUGAUGAUCAAUGGCCCAGGAGGUGCUCCAGAGAUUGAUUUCUCUGUCACCAGCAAGGAGUGCGAUGUCUUCGAGGGCACCCAAUUGAAGAACUGUCCUUCAAUUGCCAAGGACAUCAAGACGUGCCAGAAGAAGGACAAGACGAUUCUUCUUUCAAUCGGUGGAGCCACCUACAGCGAAGGGGGCUUCAAGUCUGAAGAAGAUGCCAAGGACGGUGCGAAGCUGAUGUGGGAGACUUUUGGCCCCAAGAAAGAGAGUUCGAAAGCUCUUCGUCCCUUCGGUGACGCCGCCUUGGAUGGGUUCGACUUCGACUUUGAGGCCAAUGUCCAACACAUGGCCCCCUUCGCCAACGAGCUGCGCUCGCUGAUGGAGGCUGAUAAGAGCAAGCAGAAGUUCUACUUGACAGCAGCACCGCAAUGCCCCUAUCCCGAUCAGGCAGACAAAGAGAUCCUCAACGGUCCUGUCUACAUCGACGCUAUCUGGGUCCAGUUCUAUAACAACUAUUGCGGCGUCAACAACUUCAACACCGACAGCUCAAGCAGCAAAUACAACUUCGAAGAGUGGGACAACUGGGCUAAGACGGUGUCAAAUAACAAAGAUGUGAAGGUCAUUGUCGGCGUGCCAGCAUUUACUUCUGCAGCUAGCACGGGGUACAUUCCCGCGUCUGAGUUGGCAAAGGUGAUUGAAUACACGAAAAGGUUCAAGAGCUUUGGGGGUGUUAUGAUGUGGGAUGCCACACAGGCAUACGGCAAUGAUGGGUUUAUCGAGGACGUCCGAAAAAGCCUAGGCCCUGCGAAUGAUUCCGGUUCGUCGUCGCUCGAUCCGGUGUCAACCUCGGCAUCUACCUCUACGUCCACUGACUCAACGAAGACAACCACGGCAACCACGACGGUGACCUCGACGACGACGCCGUCUUCCAAUGCACCCGACUCCUCACCCUCGUCUUCCUCCUCCUCAUCUGCUUCUGCUUCGCAAGAGGCAGCUGAAGAAACCACCAACACCAAGGAACAGAAGCCCAACCCGACUACUUUCACCACCACAACAGCAAAGCCCAAGUCUGAUGAUACCGAGGCAAAGCCGACUCUUGCUGCAACAACAACAACAGCAAAGCCCAAGUCUGAGGAUACCGAGGCAAAGCCAACCGCAAAGCCUAAGGCCUCCACAACUACAUCUGCUGAGACAACUACGGCUCCUGCCUCAAAUGCUAGCCCGCCGGAUGAGGAUCAGUCGAGUGAGGAUGACUCGCAGAGCAACGACGAUAAUCACUCGAGUGAGAAUGACACGCAGAGCAACGGCGAUAAUUCAGGCGGUGAAUCAAAUGACGUAUCGGAUGAUAAUACUAUCAAAUCUGUCACCGGCAUCGACCUUCUUAGUUUACUAAGUGGCCUCCGUGACGCGAACAAGGCUGCUAGCGGCCUCCUCAAGAAUCUAAACAGCAAUCUCCAACAUGCUCAGCGCAACCGUACCUGA